Molecule: messenger RNA, 1467 nt
Organism: Tupaia belangeri chinensis (Chinese tree shrew)
Lineage: Eukaryota; Metazoa; Chordata; Mammalia; Scandentia; Tupaiidae
Gene: ADM
Product: adrenomedullin
Exons: 4
Coding region: 183-749 (188 amino acids)
Biological process (GO): adenylate cyclase-activating G protein-coupled receptor signaling pathway; adrenomedullin receptor signaling pathway; regulation of systemic arterial blood pressure
Cellular component (GO): extracellular region
Molecular function (GO): adrenomedullin receptor binding; hormone activity
Source: RefSeq, a predicted model, not a curated record
GGCCACUCAGUGGUUUCUUGGUGACACUAGAUAGAGCUGCUCGAGUCUUGCCACCUCUGGAUUCCCUCCGCAGCCGGGCUUGGACUUUGAGGUUUUGCCACUGCCAGAGGGACGUCUCAGACUUUCUUCUCCAAGUGCUUGGCCGAUCACCCCCUCUGCAGGGUCUGCGCAUCGCCGCCGGGAUGAAGCUGGUUUCUGUGGCCCUGAUGUACCUGGGCUCCCUCGCCUUUCUCUGCGCAGACACCGCGCGGCUCGACGUGGCGUCGGAGUUCCGAAAGAAAUGGAAUAAGUGGGCUGUAAGUCGUGGGAAGAGGGAACUGCGGGUGUCCAGCAGCUACCCCACCGGGCUCGCGGACGUGAAGGCCGGGCCUGCCCAGACUCUCAUUCGGCCCCAGGACAUGAAGGGCGCCUCUCGCAGCCCCCAGGCCAGCACUCUGGACGCCGCCCGCAUUCGAGUCAAGCGCUACCGCCAGAGCAUGAACAACUACCAGAGUCUCCGGAGCUUCGGCUGCCGCUUUGGGACAUGCACGGUGCAGAAGCUGGCGCACCAGAUCUACCAGUUCACAGACAAGGACAAGGACGGCGUCGCCCCCAGGAACAAAAUCAGCCCCCAGGGCUACGGGCGCCGAAGGCGGCGCUCCCUGCCCGAGACCCACCCAGGCCGGACUCUGGUGUCUUCUGAGCCACAGGCACCAGGGACUCGGGGCUCCCGGGUGCACACAGCGCUCUCCACCCUCCUUGGGAUUUAGGCGCUGGUGCCAAGAGAGAACAGUCGCGCAAGCAUUCCGCUGUGGCCUUCAGGGGCGGAGGGCUUUCUGACCGGGGACCAGGCUGAGAGAGCCUGCAAAGAACGGAGCCUGGGAGGCACGGUCCACUGGCGAGCCCUGGCUUUGCAGGGGCUCCUCCUCCGGACCGCGCUUUCUGCAUUUUCAUCAAGCCCAGGUGCCCCAAUGGGGACAGAAGAAUCCAAAGGAGUAUCUGCCAGGCUCACAGAGAGAGAAACUGAGAAUUAAAUGCUGAGACCCCCGGGGCAGGGGUCUGAGCCACUGACGUGCCCGCCCACAAACUGAUUUCUCAUGGGGUAUCACCCCACCGGGGCGCAAGCCUCGCUCUUACUUGAACUUUCCAAAACCUAGAGAGGAAAAGUGCAAUGCGUGUUGUACAUACAGAGGUAACUAUCAAUAUUUAAGUUUGUUGUCAAGGUUGUUUUUUUCUUUUUUAAAAAAUGUAACUUCAAACAUAGAGAUAUUUUUGUACGUUAUAUAUUGUAUUAAGGGCAUUUAAAAGCGAUUGUAUUGUCCCCCUAUUUUAAGACGUGAAUGUCUCCAUGAGGUGUUACAUUUGUUGUGAGUGCGCGCGCGAAAGAGCUGAUUACCUCCCGUGAAGGAAACACCGUGUCUCUGUAUUAUCGAUUACUUAAAAUGGGUGAUAUGCGAACUGCGAAUCAAUAAACUGUCUCAACGCUGA